UUCUUCCAAGUCAAUCUGAUUCUGAACCUUGCAAUCCAAGCGUUCUACUGGCGUAGACUGGGUUUAUUUGGUAUCGUCCAAGCUUUGUUUCUUCCAUUGUUUUUACGUUAUCAGAUCUUUGAGGAGAAUCCAAAGACUACUUUUUUGAUUUUUUCCGUUUCAGUUUAGAUUGGUGUGAAUACGUAUUAGUUUAGUGAUGUUUUCGUGUUUGCACUCAAGUGUAUGGGAUUUAGUCAAAACUUAUGUUUAUUCCUGAAAGAAAACUUGGUCUUUGGCUUAAAUGCUAUUCUUUCCACGAAAAAGACGGCUUUGGUGCUGUUACCGAAGCUUCUUGCUUCUCUUUGGUUUUCUCAUUCUUCUCUCGAGCUUCUCUGUUGCUUCGUAAGAUUAGGGUUGUGUAUUGGAAGUUGGAAACGUAAGAAACGACCAUUUCUAAAUCUAACCUGGCAUGAUUCGAGCAACUAUGAGGAAAAAUGCCAAUUCUCACUCAGUAAGGUUGUUCAGUGAUAGAAGAUGGAAAUUUCCAUUUUUCGCGAGCUUGCUCGUUUCCGUUAUUCUGUUUUUAGCUGCUGCGUUCGGGCUUUUCUCGUCUCCCUAUGCUGCCGAUCCACUCUCUUUUGACUUCAUUUCACUUGCACAAAUGGAGGAUUCCAGUGAGUAUUUUGUGGAAUCGGAUUUAAACAGCUCUUUGGACCCACCUGUUGAUUCGAGAGUGGAAGCACCAAGGAUAGCUUAUCUGAUUUCUGGGACAAAGGGUGAUGCUCAGAGGAUGAGGAGGACGUUGCUGGCCGUGUAUCAUCCCAGGAAUCAAUAUAUUUUGCACUUGGAUCUUGAGGCUCCUCCCCGUGAAAGGAUAGAUCUGGCAACUUCGAUUAAGAGUGACCCAAUGUUUCACCAGGUGGAGAAUGUCCGGGUAAUGGCUAAAUCCAAUUUGGUGACCUACAAAGGUCCUACAAUGAUCGCAUCUACCCUCCAAGCAGUAGCUAUUCUGUUGAAGGAAAGCGCAGACUGGGACUGGUUUAUAAACCUCAGUGCUUCGGAUUAUCCUCUGGUCACACAAGACGAUUUGCUUCAUGUUUUCUCUAAUUUGUCAAGGGAUCUCAACUUCAUAGAACAUACAGAGAUAGUUGGGUGGAAACUGAAGCACAGAGUAAAACCAAUAAUCAUUGAUCCGGGUCUUUACUUAUCAAAGAAGUUCGAUGUUUUUUGGACUAGCCAACGUCGGUCACUUCCAACAUCAUUUAAGUUAUUCACAGGUUCAGCAUGGGUUAUGCUUACACGUUCAUUUCUUGAAUUUUGCAUCUGGGGAUGGGACAACCUUCCCCGGACGGUCCUAAUGUAUUUCACGAAUUUUAUCUCCUCCCCUGAAAGCUACUUCCACACUGUAAUCUGCAACACUGAACAAUUUUGGAACACUGCUGUGAAUCAUGACCUUCACUACAUUGCUUGGGAUAAUCCUCCGAAGCAGCAUCCUCGCUACUUAACUGCGAAGGAUUUCAACAACAUGGUAAGAAGUGGGGCUGCAUUUGCUAGGAAAUUUGCGAAGGAUGACCCAGUCUUGGACAAGAUUGAUCAGGAACUUCUAGGUCGGCCUGAGGGUCAGUUUGCUCACGGCGCAUGGUGCAUUGGGAGCUCUGAUGGUGGGGCCAAUCCUUGCUUCCUGAGAGGCAAUGACUCAGUUUUUAGACCUGGUCCAGGUGCUGAGAGGUUGCAAGAGCUGUUGCAAGAGCUGUUGCAAAAGCUGUUGGCAGAUGAUCUUCACAAAAAAGGGUGUUCAUUGAGGGUAGAACAAACCAACCUAACUGUACAUUAAAGCAUAAAUAGAAUGUAAAUAAUUGAUGUAAAAUAUCAGAAUGGGACACCAAAGUUGUAAUCAUCAUCUGUUUA
Molecule: messenger RNA, 1887 nt
Organism: Telopea speciosissima
Lineage: Eukaryota; Viridiplantae; Streptophyta; Magnoliopsida; Proteales; Proteaceae
Product: beta-glucuronosyltransferase GlcAT14B-like
Exons: 4
Coding region: 449-1813 (454 amino acids)
Cellular component (GO): membrane
Molecular function (GO): glucuronosyltransferase activity
Source: RefSeq, a predicted model, not a curated record